CACCAUUACGCCUUUCUCCCUUCAAUCACGUCUCCUUCAUACGAUCACCACCCACACUAUAUAAAUAUCUCUACUACCACCCUCUUUCCAUCAAUUCAUUUCAUUUCUCACUCUUCUAUCAAUUUAUUUCCUCUCUCUACAGAAUACAAAUGGCCUCUCUUACAUCCUUAAACUUUCUCCUAUGUUUUUUUCUGUCUGUUUCAAUUCUUCGUUUCAGUUCAGCGAGAAAACUCACCGAGUCAGAGCCCCAACUUAAGUUCCAAUACCACAGAGGACCUCUCCUCACAGGUAAAAUCUCCGUCAACCUCAUUUGGUACGGCAACUUCAAACCUUCCCAGAAAGCCAUCGUCACUGACUUCAUCACCUCUCUCUCCCCACCCAAACCCCUCACGGCCCAACCAUCCGUUGCCACGUGGUGGAAAGCCACCGAAAAAUACUACCAAACCCCAUCUCCCAAACUCGCCCUCUCUCUGGGUUCCCAAAUCCUCGACGAAAACUACUCAUUCGGUAAAUCACUCACCACCGAUCAAAUCGUGAAACUUGCAUCCAAGGGUCCACAGAGAAACGCAAUUAACGUGGUUCUCACCUCCGCUGACGUUGCCGUGGAAGGGUUCUGCUCCAGUAGGUGCGGGACUCACGGGUCCUCCGUGGGGGCGCGCGUCAACGGAAAUAGGUACAAGUUCGCUUACAUCUGGGUGGGUAACUCUGAAACCCAGUGCCCGGGGCAAUGCGCGUGGCCAUUCCACCAACCCAUAUACGGUCCCCAGAACCCAGCUCUGGUUGCGCCCAACAACGAUGUUGGCGUCGACGGCAUGGUCAUCAACGUGGCUAGCCUCUUGGCUGGAACCGUGACCAACCCUUUCGGGAAUGGCUACUUUCAGGGACCCAAAGAGGCUCCGCUGGAAGCCGCCUCUGCCUGCACCGGCGUCUACGGUAAGGGCGCCUACCCUGGCUAUGCAGGGAACCUCUUGGUGGACCCCACCACCGGUGCCAGCUACAACGCCAAUGGUGUCAACGGAAGGAAAUAUCUCUUGCCAGCUCUCGUUGACCCUAAAACCUCUGCUUGUUCAACCAUCGUCUAAAACCCCCCACACAAAGCUUUCACUUUUCACCCGGUUUAGUUUUUAGGCUACACGAACGAACAUUCUUUCAUUUCUUCAUUCAAUCAUAGUCUUAAGUAUUACAAUGUUCAGUUAUACUAAACUUUUGUAUUCAGAUGAUUAGAAAGUAUGGCAAAGUUAUAUUAUUAAUAUUUUUAUUGAUUUUUAAUUUAAUUUGCAGAAA
Molecule: messenger RNA, 1284 nt
Organism: Vigna unguiculata (cowpea)
Lineage: Eukaryota; Viridiplantae; Streptophyta; Magnoliopsida; Fabales; Fabaceae
Product: protein PHOSPHATE-INDUCED 1-like
Source: RefSeq, a predicted model, not a curated record